AUGCCCUCUGAAAUCCCUGGGACAUGUACAGUCCUCGUAGUUGGCGGUGGUCCCGCUGGCUCAUUUGCUGCUGCCGCCUUGGCAAGAGAGGGAAUUGAUGUAGUCCUUCUCGAGGCCGAUAAUUUUCCUAGGUAUCAUAUCGGAGAGAGUAUGCUGCCUGCCAUGCGGCACAUGUUUCGUUUCAUCGACGUUGACUCUGCGUUUGACUCCUUUGGGUUUAUCAACAGUAUGCGUGUUACUGACAUUAUGAUGAAUGUCCGGUUGUUAGACACGGACUUUGUCGCUGCUGGUGGACCGAACAACUACUCUUGGAAUGUUCUGCGCUCUGAAUCGGACAAUAUACUCUUCCGUCACGCAGCGGCCAGUGGAGCAAAAGUCUUCGACGGAGUCAAAGUGACUGAGUUAUCCUUUAAACCCGAUGAUGCAUCCCAUCUCGGACGCCCGAUCCGUGCUUCGUAUAUGUUCAAGUCGAACGGGGAAACUGGAGACAUCACGUUUGACUACAUCGUCGAUGCGACCGGACGAGCUGGUCUGAUGUGCACGAAGUACUUGAAAAACCGGACAUACAACCAAUCUCUCAAGAACAUAGCAAUUUGGGCGUACUGGGAAGAAGCAGAGAUGUACGGCAGUGGGACGCCCCGUGAAGGCUCACCGCUAGCUGAGGCCUUGAUAGACGAAUCCGGCUGGGCAUGGAUUUUGCCUCUGCAUGUUGGGGCGUCUGUCGGUAUAGUUAUGAACCAAGAGCUUGCCAACAAGAAGAAACGUGAACACGAUCCGCCGUUGUCAAGCCAAGAUUUCUAUUUGGAGCAACUCAAGCUUGCGCCAACAAUUCUGUCCUUCCUCAAAUCAGCGAAGCUGAAGACUAUUGACGGUGAUCAGAUGGUCAGGUCUGCUAGCGAUUAUAGUUACUCUUCAGGUUGUUAUUCUGGCCCAGGGUUCCGUAUCGCAGGAGAUGCUGGUGCUUUCAUCGACCCCUUCUUCUCGUCGGGAGUCCAUCUUGCACUCACUGGAGGUUUGUCAGCCGCACUGACGAUUUGUGCGUCGAUCCGCGGCGACUGCACUGAAAGUGAAGCUGCGGAGUGGCAUACAAAGAAAAUAGGCUCGAGUUACACCUGGUUCCUCAUGGUGGUCCUUGGCGCAUAUAAGCAGAUGAAAUCGCAACGAAAUGCUGUUCUAGCGGAUAUUAAUGAGGACAAUUUUGAUCGAGCGUUCUCAUUUAUCAGACCUGUCAUCCAGGGUGCAAUCGACGUAGAUGAGCAUCUUUCCGCUUCGGACUUGUCGAAAGUGAUAGACAUCUGCGCUCGUGCUUUCGAACCAGCACACAACGAGUCUCGCGAGGCCGUUCUCAAGAAGUUGAAGACAAAGGGGAACAAUCCUCAUGUUGGCAUGAAUGGCCUUGCGGAAAACACGUUGUCCAACGAUGAGAAAAGCGUAUUGGCAUAUAUUAAUGCCCGCGGGAUGUUAGGGACGAAGGAUAGAGCUCUUACGAUGAAUGCAUUCGCCACAGACACUAUUGAAGGGAGGAGGCCUCGACUUAAGCAAGGAAGUCUUGGGCUCGAACUUGCAAAUGCUUAA
Messenger RNA from Fomitiporia mediterranea MF3/22, 1575 nucleotides. RefSeq names its product FAD/NAD-binding domain-containing protein. The transcript has 6 exons. The record is from RefSeq and is a predicted model, not a curated record. NCBI's taxonomy places the organism in Eukaryota, Fungi, Basidiomycota, Agaricomycetes, Hymenochaetales, Hymenochaetaceae. Gene Ontology annotation, molecular function: monooxygenase activity. The coding region runs from base 1 to 1575 and encodes 524 amino acids.